Antechinus flavipes (yellow-footed antechinus) is the source of this 401-nucleotide messenger RNA. RefSeq names its product metallothionein-1E-like. Gene Ontology annotation, molecular function: metal ion binding. The transcript is spliced from 3 exons. Bases 91 to 279 code for a protein of 62 amino acids. The record is from RefSeq and is a predicted model, not a curated record. NCBI's taxonomy places the organism in Eukaryota, Metazoa, Chordata, Mammalia, Dasyuromorphia, Dasyuridae.
AAGGGAGCAACGGAACACAUCCGUCCACAACAACAUUCUCCUAGCCUUCCAGCUCAUUCUCCAGAGACUCCAGCUCCAGCCCAGCCAGCUAUGGACCCCAACUGUGACUGUGCAAAUGGUGGCUCUUGCACCUGUGGUGACUCCUGCAAAUGCAAAUCAUGCUCCUGUACCUCUUGUAAGAAAAGCUGCUGCUCCUGCUGCCCAGCAGGAUGUGCCAAAUGUGCCCAGGGCUGUGUCUGCAAGGCCCCCCAGACCGAGACUUGCAGCUGCUGCCACUAAUGUUCCUGCCUCCUUCUGCCUGUAGAUAGAGGAACCUGUAUAUUUUCAUGCACUAUGAAAGUUUUUUACUUUUUCCCCUAUGAAAUAUGUAAAUGAAAAUAAACUGACAAUGAUUUUCUAUA